Molecule: messenger RNA, 1545 nt
Organism: Lathyrus sativus (Indian pea)
Lineage: Eukaryota; Viridiplantae; Streptophyta; Magnoliopsida; Fabales; Fabaceae
Source: the annotation of a GenBank genome assembly
AUGGGGUUUGGAACAAAGUGGAUGAAAUGGAUUCGUGGUUCUAUUUUCAAUAGCUUUGUCUCCAUUCUCAUCAAUGGCAGUCCGUCAAAGGACUUUAGGGUUGGCAGGGGGUUGAAACAGGGCGACCCUCUUGCUCCUUUCCUGUUCGCUAUAGCUGCAGAAGGGCUGUCAAGCUUGGUGAAAUCAGCGGUUGCCGGUAAUAUGCUUUCCCAAUUCAUGAUACAUGGUCAACCAACAGUGAGUAUUCUCCAAUUUGCUGAUGAUACUCUACUCAUUGUAGACGGGUCGACGUCAAAUAUUUGGGCCUUCAAGGCUAUUCUUAGGGCCUUCGAGUUAAUUUCAGGUCUCAAAACUAAUUAUUUCAAAAGCUGUUUGUAUGGGAUUCAUAUUGAACCUGAUUUUUUAGUGGCUGCUGAAGAUUUUCUUCAUUGUAAAUCGGGAAAGUUGCCUUUUAGCUUCCUUGGUAUCACUGCUCCUCAAAAGGAAGAUGGCGGUCUGGCUAUUAAGCAUGUGGGUCGGUUCAAUAGUUCUUUGUUGGCAAAGUGGCUUUGGAGGUUCCAAACUGGCGGCAAUGAAAUAUGGAGGAACACCCUCACUAUCAGAUACGGUAACCUUAGCAUUAAGACGCAAACUUUCUCCGAUGUUGAUAGUUCGAAGUCCGAUUCAUUAUGGAUGAAGGAUAUUAUGAACAAUGCAUCACUAAAUUCUCAUACCAACUUCUGCAAGUUCACGGCCUGCUCCGUUGGUGAAGGUAACGAUGCGGCGUUUUGGCAGUCAGUUUGGAUCGACGACAUGCCGUUAAAAGUCAGAUUUAAUGGCUUGUUUCAAUGUUGCUCUUUGAAGUCAGUAUCAGUCCGUGAUAUGGGAUACUGGGAGGAUGGGAAGUGGAAUUGGAAUCUGAGAAAUUCGUUGUUGGAUUCAGACAAUCCUCCUGAACCAGAUUGGUCUGACUGCUGUAAGUUGCUGGAAAAUAUCUCAGUUAUCCCUGGUGAAUCUGACAAAAGGCGGUGGAGUCUUCAUGAAUCUCUAAUUUUCAAGGUUAGUUCUUUCUAUUCAGUCUUAUAUUCCUCCUUAUCUGAACAAGACAUUGGUUCAGAUUGUGCAUCCCAUAUUAAGUCCAUAUGGAAGACGGUUAUUCCGGCGAAAGUGCAAACGCUCAGUUGGAGAUUGGCGCUUGAUAGAUUGCCUACGAGAUCUAAUUUAUUGAAGAGAAGGGUGCUUAAUUCCGAGCAAGAUUUGGAUUGUGUGGUUUGUUCUAGUAGCCUGGAGGACGUAUCCCAUAUUUUCUUCUCGUGCUAUAAAUCUACUCAGGUUUGGAACAAGAUCUGUGAAUGGGCGGAUAUAGACAUAAUAUCAGAAAAUUGUUGUUAUUCUCACGCUAAGGUGUGGAACACAAGCCUUAGUGGACGGUGUCAAGCGAAUAGAGUAAACUCGAUUUGGUUUAUUACUUGCUGGAAUAUCUGGAGGUCUAGAAAUGAUUGUAUUUUUAAUAAUGUAGUUACUGAGGUCGACAGUAUUGUAUUCGACAUAAAACUCAAUUCUUGA